AUGACCCCUCCCCCAUCCAAGAGCAUCCACCACAGCGAGGAAAGUGCAGAAACGAUGGAACUGAACAUAAACACCAUUUCCGCCGCUCUUGAAGCAUUGGAACUUCCCAGUAAUGUCCUGUCAAGAAGUGAUUCCACGUUACUAACUGAUACUAUAGUCACUCACAACGGCGUGGGCGAUGUCCCGAUGGGCAAUCUCAUUGUGGCCAUCGUCUUCUGCCUUCGUCGUUUUGGGAUCAUCGAGUUUUCAAAUGCGCGUCCCAACAACGCAACGCUCAUCGAUCCAGGACCGACCAAAGCUAUCCAUCCCUCCAACAACCGUGCUGCUGAGCGCAAUGCGGUAAUCGAUGCACUGUUCACAGAGCCGGUCGCUAUUCCCGCAGGCAAGUCCCUUUCAAUCCCUGCUCGAGCUGCAACCCAAGCAGCUCAUGGAGAUGGUACCCCUCUCACCAGCGCUAAUGUCUGUAUUUUUGUUGAGGACAGCGACGACGAAGGCAGUCUUUCCUACGUCUCUGACGUAGCUGAUGAUGCCAUGGUAUCUGACGUGGCUUUUGAAUUGGCCUCCUCUGUCGCACCUGCCUCUGCUACUGGGGCUUUCCCCACUCUCUUAGCCAACCCCGUUGCAGCAGCCACCGUUGCAGCAGCCCCCGUUGCAGCAGCCCCCGUUGCAGCAGCCCCCGUUGCAGCAGCCCCCGUUGCAGCAGCCCCCGUUGCAGCAGCCCCCGUCGCAACAGCCCACGUUGCAGCCGCCCACGUUGCAGCCGCCCCUGUCGCCGCAUCCCCCGUCGCUGCCACCCACGUUGCAGCCGCCCCCAUUGCCGCUGCCCACAAUGCAGCAAGAUUUUGUCCUACUUGUCAAACACAAAUUUAUUCCCAUACCCCAGAGCCUUACUAUGUUGUGACUAAAGGAAAGCGAGUUGGCGUGUUUACUGGCUGGCAUAAUGUCUCCCCCCUUGUCACUGGAGUCAGGGGAUCUGUUUACAGGAGGUGCGAUUCUGAGGGUGCCGCUUAUGCCGCCUUCCAAGAGGCUCUUGACGCCGGAAAUGUUGAACUCAAGGGGGUGUAG
Messenger RNA from Psilocybe cubensis, 1065 nucleotides. RefSeq lists its product as uncharacterized. The coding region runs from base 1 to 1065 and encodes 354 amino acids. Lineage: Eukaryota; Fungi; Basidiomycota; Agaricomycetes; Agaricales; Agrocybaceae. The transcript is spliced from 5 exons. The record is from RefSeq and is a predicted model, not a curated record.